Molecule: messenger RNA, 1143 nt
Organism: Lottia gigantea (owl limpet)
Lineage: Eukaryota; Metazoa; Mollusca; Gastropoda; Lottiidae
Exons: 2
Coding region: 1-1143 (380 amino acids)
Source: RefSeq, a predicted model, not a curated record
AUGAAAGAAUAUCUUCACAUUCUGGAACUACAAGUAGUCGAAUUGAAAAAUAUGAUGACCUAUCAAAAGAAGAUCAUAAAACAUAUCCGUCCAGCAAUGAAAACAUCAGCUGUCGACGCGAAUAUUAGAUCCCUCAAUCGGACAUGGCUCUGUAAGGUUACGCAGGUCCUGAUCGACCAUUACCAAACCACACUUCAAGAGAAGCUGACCACCAUUCGUACCAAGUCUUUAUCAUCACCUGCCGUCGACCGCAUCGUUUCUCAUGCCCUGUCCUGGGCCCGUCGCUCCUAUGGGAAACGUCUCACUCAAGCUGUAAUUUCCAAAUUCUACCAAACAAUCAACGAAACAAAAACCAGAGUAACCAUAUCUCUACCAACUGAAAUGGACACUACACCUGCACCAUCUAGAGCUACCACGCUGCCGAACCAAACCCCUAAACGAGCUCGAAGUUCACCUACUCCUAGUCCAGCAGACAUAGGUAAACGCUCUCGUAGAGAGGGCACACCCCUUCUCUUUUCACUUUCAGACUCGUCUUCCCCUUCCACACCAUCUGAAUCUUCACCCCGUGAUCCAGGAUCCGCCAACCUUUCUUCCUUCUGUGCGUUUUUGGACCAGCAAACCACCCCUCAGUCUCCAUCCAAGUCGAGACAUGUAUCCAGACCUUCCCCUCCUCGAACCAGAUCCCAGUCCGUUCCCAAUGCUACAAUUCUAACAACUACCAAACCAGUACCAAUCACACCGUCGACGACCAUUAUAUCCGCUACCAAACCGUAUUAUCACCAAACCAAGGACAAAUCAUUAUGGAAACUACCUGCUCUAAAGAAAUCAACCUUAAUAAUUGGAUCAUCUAACCUGAAUCGAAUUACCAAAACCAGUUCGGACACCGAAAUACAUUCUUACCCCGGUGCCCAAAUCCAUCACAUACAGUCAAUCCUGGAAUCAUACGACCAUGAUCCCAAACCUACUACCAUUAUUCUUCAUGCAAUUUGGAGGAAAUCUCAAAAUCUUGGACUUUCAGUCAUGCACAAGAAGGACCCCAAUGUGAAACAGUUGAUUAGACGAGCAGCUGGGCUAGCUCUUCUGCUUAUUCCCUUUAUUGGAUGCGUGGAUUCCAUCUAUGGAAUCGACACCACAUGUGCCUAG